This is a messenger RNA of Anguilla rostrata (American eel), 7032 nucleotides long. RefSeq names its product sterile alpha motif domain-containing protein 9-like. The transcript is spliced from 2 exons. Gene Ontology annotation, molecular function: protein binding. Bases 35 to 4654 code for a protein of 1539 amino acids. NCBI's taxonomy places the organism in Eukaryota, Metazoa, Chordata, Actinopteri, Anguilliformes, Anguillidae. Gene Ontology annotation, cellular component: cytoplasm. The record is from RefSeq and is a predicted model, not a curated record.
UAAUAAAUGCUGCCCAAACAAGCUAAUUUUCACAAUGUUUAAAAAAGCGUUUUUGUGUUUUUAUUACAAAGCGGAAGAACGUAACUGCCUACCAAUUGAAGAAAGGAAGGAAUGUGAUGUCAGCUCCUGGUUAAAGUCCAUAAAAGUGAAGGAGAACUACAUUGAGAAAAUGAAAGAGGAGGAAGUUGAUGGGCAGGUUCUCCUGGAACUAACACAAAGCUAUCUGACUGAAGAAAUUGGAAUGAAAUCAGGGAAGGCUCACAUGAUCAUCCAAAAAAGAAAUAAGCUAAUAGAGUCUUUACGAGUGCCGGAACCCCAAAAAGCCCUGAAAAAGAAACAAGGUAGAGAUCAGAAGGAGCAGCAAACGGUAGACAAACAGGACACUGAUGCUGGAGCAACCCAAGUCCCUACCGGUGCAGAGUCACAAAGUCAGGAACAGUCAGUGAGUGUGCUAUCCACAAAGAGGGACUGUAAACCACGACCCAUAGGCGAGAAGGGUUCCGAAUUUACAUACUUGCAACACAGUGUACUGCAGCCUGAAUCUGGUGUUUCUGACCUUAUCACACCUUGUCGUGAAUACAAAUCACUUGCCACAGCAGCUACAUUAUCCCGUGAAAGGCUGCAGGCCAAGUUUGCUAGAGAGGUUUUUAAAUUUGGCUCUGCGUGCAUGAAUAUGCGAUCAAAUGGUACCAUACAUUUUGGGGUGAUGGACAGUAAAGGUAACAGUGGCCAUGUGCAUGGUGAGGUGAUAGGUGUUCCUGUGAAGGAGAAAGACAUGUACAUUGAUGCAUUUGAUCACAUAGAAAGAAGUUUUUCAAAGCUGAUUAGUGAACAUGUGCGAAUGUGCAUCCGCGAACCAGAGUUCAUAAAGGUUGCAAACUGCACAGAACAUUAUGUCAUAGAAGUUGACAUCGUGCCUGAAGUAAGCGUUGUGAGAAACAAAGUUUACCCUGUCCGUCUACCAAAUUUUACGGAAACAUCUAAAAAGGUUGAGUUUGAAAAGGAAACAAUCUAUCAGAGAAAAGGGGCUAAUACAGAACCAGUUAGUGAGCAGAAUAUGUUCUACCAGCGUGUGAAAGACAGAGAUGCAAUGAGAGAAAAGGCUGAACAGUCUUAUCUAUUCGGCACACCUGAUGUCUUGCAAGACCUUGGAAGGAAAUUGAAGAUGUUAGUGACUGGUGGAAAAAAAGUCAUAGACAAAGACCAGUGGUACAUUCUUGUUACAAACAAAUUUGAAAGGGAGCAUUUGAGUUGCAUUGACUUCUUGGUGAAUAUGAAGAUAUUCUGUGUCUUUGACUUUGACCCUGAUUCUAAACUGUCUGGAUUCUGCAAUAAAUACCUUGAUCAUCAUGCUGCAAACCUGCAUUUCCUGCAGAGUUACAAAAUUCCUAGUGAGAUGACCAUCAGUGCAUUUGAAAACCAUUUGCACUUGUUUGAACAGACCAGCUGGAUUUUUUGCAACGGACGAAAUGACUACCGGGGAAAUGAAACUCCCUGUGAUGAAAUGACCUGGAUCCAAAUGAAAAAGGCUCUUCUGAAGGAGGCAGUGUCAGUGAUCUGUAAACAAAUUCUUCCCCUGGGAACCUUUUUGGUGAUUUUUCUUCUCACUUCACCAGUGGAACUCCCAAUGGUUCACACUUUCUAUGAGUUCUAUGCGGAGAUGCAAGGCCAUGGAGACAUCAUUUGCAUUUCAGAAUCUGAAGAGAAUCACAGCAGAUGGACAGGCUAUGCGCAGGUGUCUUGCAGUCAAGAGACUAUAAACAAUAAGAGUGUUGUAGGGAUGAAAAUGAGCCACGUGAAUGCCACAAUACAAAGCAUUCAGCCUCGCAUUGUGAAUUCCAGGCAUUUACCUACCCACGGUAAUGCAUUGUGUCGGCUUGAAACUGCUGAAGAAGAAAGGAUGUCUUCCUUAAAGAUCUUGGGUGUGGAUCAGUGUGAGAACUCCUCAAGUGUCUUCAAGGAUGCUGAAGAGAGAGAAAAUGUUGAAAAGCAGUUUUACAGUGGAGGUAAAGUGCGCUGGAUUAAUUUUGGGCUUGCUGAAAAGAAAAUUGUUGGGGAAUUUAUCCAAAGGGACACAUAUAAAGAUGUUUCAAAAGUUCUGAGUGAUGCUUCCAGAUGGAGUAGGGACCAAAUACCUGUCAACAACAUCAAUAUAUACCACGAACCAGGAAGUGGUGGGAGCACAGUUGCACGACAGGUACUGUGGAACAACAGAAAAGAUCUAAGAUGCGCGGUUGUAAAGUCAUCAUUCCCAGUGACCGUUGUUGCAGAGCAUGCUGUAAAACUGCGUGAACAUGAGGAAAAAGACCCACAGCAAUGUCUUCCUGUACUCCUCCUGGUGGAAGACUAUGAGAAGGACUAUCAAGACAGCCUGAGGAAUGAAUUGGAAGUUGCCAUGAAAGCCAAGAAAAUCAGUCAAGGAACACUGUGUUUUGUACUUCUGAGCUGCCGACAGUCAUGUGACCCAGAAAAAAUGUGCAAGGAGUCACCUUUACAGAACUUUGCUGUGACUCACAAAUUAUCCCCUGAUGAGAAAAUACAAUUUGCAUGGAAAAUGAUUGAACUUGAAGAACAGCAUCCACCAGACCACCUCUUGAUAUUUGUGUUGAUGAGUAAAGAAUUUGAGCGGACGUACAUUACCAAAUUUGUCACUGAUUUGCUGAAAGGCAUUGACCACUCUUCUGUCGUUACUCGCCUUAUUCUCUUUGUGGCUUUACUCAACACACACGUUCAAAACUCCUAUCUCUCUCAGUCUCAUUGUGAGGCUCUCUUGUAUCUAAAGAAAACACCUGAAGCUGAGAGAAAAUGCAGUGAUAGAUUCAGAAGACACUUGUUUGAGUCAUCAUUAAGUGAACAAGCCAAACUUCUUUUCAUACGCUUGAGAAAUGAGAAGACACGCAUCAGUUUUAUACGGAUGAUUAAUCCAUUAGUCGCUGAAGAAGUUCUCCACCAGCUGUUAGGGAGUGAUGAGCAGCAGAGCAGUGUAGCCAUAGACCUCCUCCAAGAAGAUGUGCUUUUUGAAAACAGUUUUGGAAAAGAAGAUUAUCACAGAUUUUUGCGGGAUCUUUGCAUGAGGCGCAGCAAGAUUAGUAGAGGUGAUCAGUAUGACAGUUCCUUUUCCCCUCUCAUCGAACACAUUCUGAAGACUGAAACCACAGAGAAGGCGGUUGAAGUUCUGGAGGAAGCCUACUCGCGUUUUGGUGAUGAUGCCUUUUUUGCUCAGCAACUUGCACGACUGCAUUACACAAAAGAAAAGUUCGAAAAAGCCAAGUACUGGGCAGAGGUAGCAGAAAAAAAGAAGCCCAACAAUUCUUUUAUCUUAGACACAAAAGGCCAGGUGUACAAGAGGUGGUUCAAUUCCAAAUGCAAAUUGCUUGAAAGCGAGAAUGUUACCGCUGAAAACACUGUGGAUGCAAUUGCAACGGGACUGGAAGCAAUGCAGUGCUUCAGGGCAGCUCAGGCAGCAGCCAACUCGGAACAAGAAACCAUGAACAAUUCAGGCUAUUUUUCAGAAGUUGACCUAGCAUUUGAUUUUUUGAAGCUAAUUUUCCACGUGUUUCCAAAAGGAGAGAAAGGCCGUUCUGAGUGUCUGCAGUACCUGCUCACAGAGCACGUUCCAGAGGCAGUGAAAUAUCCCUGGAUAAAUUUCCACAGACAACUGAGAAGCAUUCACAGAAGCAUGUGGGAAGCCAUUGAAAGGAUAUCGGAAGACCUGACUCAUUUCCAGACUGAGAUCACUUCAGACCAUGAAUCACUCAGUUCUGAAAUGAAGAUAAACAAUCCAAUAAAGUGGCUAGCAAAAAGAUCAUCCUGUUAUGGUAAACUUUUUGGAGAGGUACCAUUGCUUAAACUUAACGAAGGUCUCUUGAUGCGCUUGAACAUUUGUGUCCUUGGUGGUGGUAACAUGACCACAAUCUUUUCCCUCUUGUCUGAAAAGAAACGUACUGAGUUAGAACAGAUCAUUGCUGUUUAUUCUGGGAAUAAGCGUAACUUAGAUCAAACAGAAAUCGUCACAUACAUAGCCUCCCAGAUUGCCUUAGGUUGUCUUUCUGCAACUUCUUCCAAGCUUGCAACACUUCAAGAUCUUCAGGAUCUUAGCCAGCAGUUCCGAAAAGAGAGAGGUACAUUUUUGCCUAAUGCUCUUUUUUUGCAAACGCUGCUGUUCUGGCCUGAAGAUGAUGACAACCAGCAAGACAGAGAUGCCAAAUAUGAAAUCGUCAUGGCAGCUGUUGAUGGUCUCAAAAAAAGCUACUGCAACAAAAUGAAAGCUGUACCUCAAAAAGAAAAGAGAAUUUUUACUCACUUCUUUCUGGGCAAAGGAAAAGGACUGAGUAAGAUUGUUCACAAGAGCAAUAUGGAAAUGCUCAACAAACUUCUCUCAAUGUCAGAGAGGAGAAUGAAAUGGCUCAGUGGAGAUGUGUGGAAAAUGCCAGAGCUUGAAUCAAUGCUGAAACGUGUUCAAGGUUGGACAAAAGAUGGCAGAGUCUACAUUGAGGGCUCUCAAAAGAAGCCGUUCAUGAUACAUGCUCUGAAUUCAGAUUCAAUCCCUUAUGAGAAUGAGGAUGUUGAGUUUUACCUGGGUUUUACUUUCCAAGGACCAGUUGCUAAUGGCAUUACAAUCAGCAGGAGCAACAAGGUGCCUGAGAAACAAUAAAGACCAGUGAACUGGGCCCUGAAUGUGCCUUAAGAUGUCCAGUUCUUUGGGUAAAAUUCAUUAAGCCCAUGCAAGAGUGAACCCUAGUCAGUCUUAACACCUGCAGCCUGCCAACACUAGUAGUAUGCUCGCUGCCCAAUAUUACCAUACUGCUCGCCUGCAUUUCACGAGAGCGCAUGCUAGUCUGCAAAUGGAACAGUGUCGCUGGCCUAUAACUUUUAAGGUGUAUUCUAGUUUGGAUGAAAAAACUGGGGUUAUAAACAGGAUCUAAAGGAAUAUUUUAAUAUUUCUGCUGUAGAGCAAAGUCACGGUCUUUGGAAAGUGUAAUAUUUAGGACUCACUCUUCAAGUUUUGUCAAUUCCUUCCUUCACUCUUGAUUUUGUGUGAAUUUCUUUGUUAAAUUUUUUAAAGUUGUUUUAUUGAUUUGUGAUUUUCUGACUAUUUUCAUUUUACUGUGCGAUAAUUGUUAACCUUGUAGAAAUGAAAUGGUUACAGCCAUAGAUUUUGUUGUGUUUUCCAAAUCACUUGCACAUGCUUAAAGAUGCAGUAUGUAAGUUUGGAGAAAUGAGCAAGAGAGAGCUAGAUUUUGGGAAAAAAAAAACAUUCCACCCCUCCCCUCAGCUCUCCUUCCGAAGCCUUCCUAACCCUAACCCUAACCCUCCCUCUUAACACAUGCACGCCUGCUGCCUGGCAUCAGAGUACUAGAGACAGAGGACAUAAUAUGUGAGCCUUUCCAUUAUCAGUCAGAAGUCGCUAUGGUCAAUUUAAUAUAAAUUGUGUGUAAGUCAAAAAUGUUUGGCUGUUUUUGGGUUUCAUCUUAUUUUAGCAGGACAAUAUUUUGGCUUUUAAAUCACCGGAGUUUUGCAUCAUUUGGGAGCUAGCUUACUUUAGCCGGCUUAUUGUCACCAGUCACAGAAUCUGCUCCACUGCUUUCGCUGUUACAAGCUAAUGGGAGUCAUCUAAUUGUUCUUGAAAAAUGUCUUGGCUUUCAGGAUCAGUGUGUCUUCGUGUCAAAUUCAGUGUAAAAUAUAGUUCUAAAGGUUUUAAACAUAAGAUGACAAGCUAGCACAGUAGUUCCAUUAGACUGCAGAGACCAUAGCUGCUGCCGUUUGUCCCAUGAUCUUGGGACGAUGAUCUUGGCUUUCGUGAACUGUAUGUCUCCGUGUCAAAUUCAGUGUAAAAUAUAGUUUUGAAGCUUUUAAAACAUAAGAUGACAUGGUAGUACCGGAGCUUUGCGUCGUUUGGAGUUCUGGCUUCAGCACUAGCUCUCUCUGCAGUAAAGUUACCUCUGCUCUGCUCUUAUUUGUGUAGCCCCGCCAUCCCUGUCUGCUGUGGCAGCAAAUGUGAACACACGACAGGUCUGACCGGCAGGCAGGGCAGAGAACUGCCCGAUUGUUUGUUAGGAUACAGGCACGGUGAAAUUUUGAGUGGCUCAUUUCAGAGCAGGCAGAGAGACCUGUUUUUUUUUCAUAGACCUUUUAGUUCGUUGAUAUCUUUUGGGAUGUGUAGGAAAUUUAACAAAAUAUUAACAGAAGUGUUCGAAAACAAACUUACGUACUGCACUUUUAACUGACUUUAUUUUAUUUUAAUAUAAUUGUAACCGUGUGUCUGCGAAUAUUAUAACUACACAUUUACGUUAUUUUCGGAAAUGAGCAAACUUUCAAACGUUUCACAAACUUAGCAUUUUUAUGAAACUAAGUGAGUUGCAUUGCAUUUUGUGUCUGAUUUUCUGUAUUGUAUAUAACAAUUCUAAUUAUACUUCUUUGAGUUGUACUGAAGCCAGUUUGGACAGUUACCUUGUUUUCCCAUAGUUUUGUGACUCAGUUAUAUUUGAUCACAGACCUUUUUAAUUGCUUGAUGAAGAUUCCGUUUAUAAUCAUGAAUCAACUUCGAACAAUGCAAGGAGUGGCAGAGGUGGACAUUCCUGAACAAAAUCAUAUCAGCAGAAAUAUUUUCUGGAAAAACUGAUAAAAUAAGUUAGAUUUACUGUUUUGACAUGAACAUUUGGUGUGCAAAACAUUGCAAGAAUGUUUCUGUGUGUUAUUAUCCCUGUGGUUGCUUGUUUGUAUUUUAUUGUAUUGUACCACUUAAAGCAGUCCCAUAAUAGUCUCUGUGAACCAUGUUAUUGAGCAUCAGGUUAUACUGGUUCGAUGGUGGUGUCAUAAUAAUCCUUAAUAUCACAUAUUCUCUCUCACACACACACAAACACACAUGCACACACACACACACACACACAGCUGACCUGGUGAAAAAGUCUCAGCAAAAAAACAAUAAUUUUUCUGUAUACUUUCAUCCACCUCCAAUGGAAAAAAAAACAUGGCUACAUUUACCUAAAAUGUAUUUGUAUUUUUUGCAAUAAAUGAUUCCUUUGCAUCCUA